AUGCUGCCGUCGCAGGAGGCCUCCAAGCUGUACCAUGACAACUACAUGCGGAACUCGCGGGCCAUCGGCGUGCUCUGGGCCAUCUUCACCAUCUGCUUCGCCAUCAUCAACGUGGUCGUCUUCAUCCAGCCCUACUGGAUCGGCGACAGCGUCAGCACGCCCAAGCCGGGCUAUUUCGGCCUCUUCCACUACUGUGUGGGCAACGAAGGCAACAACCGGGAACUCACCUGCCACGGCUCCUUCGCCGACUUCCGCAGCAUCCCCUCGGGCGCCUUCAAGGCCGCCUCCUUCUUCGUGCUGCUCUCCAUGGUGCUGAUCUUGGGCUGCAUCACUUGCUUUGCCCUCUUCUUCUUCUGCAACACGGCCACGGUCUACAAGAUCUGUGCUUGGAUGCAGCUGCUGGCAGCUCUCUGCCUGGUGCUGGGCUGCAUGAUCUUCCCAGACGGCUGGGACUCAGAGACCGUCAGGGACAUGUGCGGGGAGAAGACGGGGAAGUAUUCGCUGGGCGACUGCUCUGUGCGUUGGGCUUAUAUCUUAGCCAUCAUUGGCAUCUUGAACGCCCUUAUCCUCUCCUUCCUGGCCUUUGUCCUCGGCAACCGGCAGAACGACCUGCUUCACGAGGAGCUCAAAACAGAAAACAAAGAUUUUGUUGGCACUGCGAGGAUAUAAUGUAGAAGAGGCAGGAGGCCCCCUUUCACUGGUACCUGGACUGGACUCUCAUCCUUCGCUCCUCAUCUCCUCAUGGCCUUUCUUUUGCGGCUGCCAACUGGGGGAAAACCCCGUCCCGCUCCACGGUCUCAGAAUUCUCCAACCUCACCUGCGUGCCGUUUCCAGAGACAUGGUCAUCCCUCACGAUUUGCCAGCUUUGACUCGUAUUCCCUCUGCUGAUUGGCUGCUGAUGGAGGGAAGGCGGGCCAAGAAACUCUUCCCCAGCCUGCAUUUACUGCUUCUAGGGAGAGGAAACAUGCACAUUCCAACUGUAUGUUUAAAAAGGAAUGACGUCCCUGGAAUUUUUAAUACUUCCUUUUCAAGAUUUCCUCCUUUCUGGGAGAAGCCUCCAGCAGGGUCUUCAAGGCCGUUCUUCCCACGAUGUUGCUGCUGCCACCGCUGCCGCCGCCACUGCCGCCACAAACUACUAGGGCACCUCCUUGCCCCACCUCUCCUCAUUUUUAACUUUUUGGCCCCUUUGCUCAUCCCUGCAGCCGUUCAGUACCAUGCAGUGCCCAAGGCUGGCCCAUUUGAUACUUUUAUGUGUAAAUGAAAUUGUCUCUGAACAGGGUAAGGUGAGCCCAGAUCCCCUUCCCUUGGGGGAUUUCAGCCACCAGAACUUUGCAUUUUCCACUCAUUCUGCCCAGGUAACGCAGCCGCACCUUGAAAUCGACAAAAAGGGGAAUAGGGAAAGGUCUGGUCAGCUGGUUUUUCUCUGCUCACUGUGGGGAUCUCUCCAAUCUCAACCUGCAAGAUGAGUCCUUGAACACUGAAUGUAAUUCUUGGCUAGAACCCCCCCGUACCAGCCAGUAAGCAAAGGAGCCAAAG
This is a messenger RNA of Python bivittatus (Burmese python), 1536 nucleotides long. The record is from RefSeq and is a predicted model, not a curated record. Lineage: Eukaryota; Metazoa; Chordata; Lepidosauria; Squamata; Pythonidae.